Molecule: messenger RNA, 985 nt
Organism: Malus domestica (apple)
Lineage: Eukaryota; Viridiplantae; Streptophyta; Magnoliopsida; Rosales; Rosaceae
Source: RefSeq, a predicted model, not a curated record
UUCAGAAUCUUCUAAUCCUUUUUCAUAGUUUUUUUCAUUCAAACAACAGAGAAAAAAGAGAAUCGAACUUAAUAUUUUGGGUGCAGAAGUAAGCGCUUUUAAUCAUAUUUUUAGCUGAGAGACAUCUUCAAUUCCCUUAUAUAAUCUUCAACUCCCCUCAAACUUCCAGGCCAAAAGUUUCAUCUCAACUCUAUAUACCUCCCUCUCUCCCUAGACAACAUGGGCAACUACAUUUCUUGCAGCCUAGCAACCCCAAUAUUGAGCAAGCAUGGGAAAUCUACAGCCACCAAAGUGAUCAUCCCAAGCGGCGAAAUCAAACAAUUCCAUGUCCCCAUAAAAGCCGCCGAGCUCAUGCUCGACACCCCAAACUUCUUCCUCGUAAACACCAAGUCUCUUCGUGUCGGAAGAAGAUUUUCACCUCUCAAUGCCGACGAAGACUUAGAUAUCGGUGACGUAUACGUCAUGUUCCCCAUGAUAAGGCUCAACUCCACCGUCACAACGGCUGAUAUGGGGCUACUGUUCCUCAAGGCCACCGCGGCCAGCUCCGCAAGCAAGCGGGCUUCCGGGAGAAACGUGAAGGUGAGGCCGGCUGAUGAUCCCCAUCAGGCCACGAAAUUUGCUCAUGAUGACGGCGAUGAGGGCAAGAUGAUUGAGAGUUGGAGGGAAAGUUCGGAUAAUGAGGCGGCGAUGCCGAAGUUGAAUUUGGAUGAUAUAGAAGAUUUCUCGGCGCCGGAAUUCAUGCACAGAUUGUCUAUGAGUAGGUCAAAGAAGCCAUUGCUGGAGACCAUAGCAGAAGAGCCUGCAGUUUCUGUUUCUUCAAAGUGAUUAUUAUUCAUGGCAUGCACAGUAGGGUUAUUUAUGGAAUUUUAGCCAAAGGGAGAUUUGUAGGAAAGUGGGGUGGUGGAAGUUUUUGUUCAUAGUGACCAGUAUACGGGGUGAUACACCAUGUGUCAUUAUACAAAUUGUGGAAUGUAUGCUAAAAUGU